GGCAAUUUGUGCACUGUGCACUUUCCCCAAUCUAAGCAAACAGCUGUAUCACUCGAAGCCCAAAGUUGUGUGAUACGGAACCCGGGUCCAACUGUUGCAGGCGCUCUACUUCGGCGAAGUCACCUACCGGUCAGAGAAGUGACUCGCUCUGUGCCUGAGGAAUGGUAGGAGGAAAUGGAUACUGAAUUUCAUCUACUCCAACUUCCAUGGUAGCUUAAUCAUUGCCUAUGCUAGGUUAAUUGUCUAUCGUACUGAAAUCCUGACGAUUCUGUUACUGUUUUCGGUCCCUGGCCGUUGACAGUUCUCACUAUGCCUUCCGAUGCUGACUUAUCGGACGAUGAUCGAAAACCUAAGGUUGGCCCUAGCGCUAACUCCAUCGAUCAGUCUUUGGACGCCAUCGAGAAUCAAUUAUCCUCGAUUUCAGUUGGUCAAUCCGAGUACGAAUCCGAAGCCGACUCCGACGUCGAAAUCAAGGAACCUUCGUCAUCGAAUCAGGAUAAGCUGAAGGAGCUCCCGAAUGGACUGUUGAAUAGGAAUUCCGAAGCUGAUACUUCUGAGGAGCUUCCUCCUAUCAAUGUGGUUGAAGACGUUAGCUCUUCGGUACCCGUGUGGAGGAACAAUUCCGAAGAAAUGGAGGCUCUGGCAAGUCCUAGUAGCAGUGGCUAUGCAGGUGAAAGAGGGAGUAGCAACGCUAGUAGUAGGGACACUGGCAUUGAGGAGGUCGACGGUGAGAUUCUUGAAAUUGGCAAUGGUGAUUCUUUUGAUGGAGGUUCGAACUCUCAGGUGCAAUGGCUUCCUGGGAAACGCCAUGGCAAUGAGGAUGAUGCUUCCAUUUCCUGGAGAAAAAGAAAGAAACACUUCUUUGUCUUGAGUCACUCGGGAAAACCAAUAUACUCGAGAUAUGGAGAUGAACACAAGCUUGCUGGAUUCUCUGCCACUUUGCAAGCCAUCAUUUCGUUUGUUGAGAAUGGGGGUGAUCGAGUCAACUUGGUCAGAGCCGGGAAACAUCAGGUUGUGUUUCUUGUAAAAGGACCUAUUUACUUGGUUUGCAUAAGCUGUACAGAAGAGUCAUAUCAGUCACUGAAGGGACAACUAGAGCUCCUCUAUGGUCAGAUGAUACUUAUUCUUACGAAAUCUCUGAACAAAUGUUUCGAGAAGAACCCUAAAUUUGACAUGACUCCUUUGCUUGGAGGAACAGACGCCGUCUUCUCUUCUCUAAUCCAUUCAUUCAGUUGGAACCCAGCUAACUUUCUCCAUGCUUACACAUGUCUUCCACUUGCUUAUACGACAAGGCAAGCUGCUAGUGCCAUCUUGCAUGAUGUAGCUGAUUCAGGGGUCCUGUUUGCCUUGUUAAUGUGUAAACACAAGGUUAUCAGUCUUGUUGGUGCACAAAAAGCGUCUCUUCACCCUGAUGAUAUGCUAUUGCUCUCCAACUUUAUUAUGUCUUCUGAAUCAUUUAGGACAUCAGAAUCCUUCUCACCAAUUUGCUUACCAAGAUAUAAUCCCAUGUCAUUUCUACAUGCUUAUGUGCAUUACCUCGAUGUUGACACAUACUUAAUAUUGCUUACUACAAGUUCAGAUGCCUUUCAUCAUCUUAAAGAUUGCAGGAUUCGUAUUGAAAAGGUACUUCUGGAGUCCAAUGUACUUAAUGAAGUUCAAAGAUCCAUGGUAGAUGGUGGCAUGCGUGUUGAGGAUUUACCUGCUGAUCAUGAUUCUCAUUCUGGAGCAGUCUCCCUUCAUCUGGGUCAGCCUGGACAUACUAGAGAAUCAUCAGAGAGAUUUGCUGAAGCAUUCAUAGGUGUUGGUGGUCCUGCUGGACUUUGGCAUUUUAUGUAUCGAAGUAUUUAUCUUGACCAGUAUGUGUCGUCGGAGUUUUCCUCACCAGUAAAUAAUAGACAACAGCAGAAAAGGUUGUAUAGAGCUUACCAGAAGCUUUAUGCAUCCAUGCAUGACAAGGAAAUUGGACCGCACAAAACUCAGUUCAGAAGGGAUGAAAAUUAUGUUCUACUGUGCUGGGUUACUCAGGAUUUCGAACUUUAUGCAGCAUUUGAUCCCCUGGCAGACAAGGCUCUAGCUAUUAAGACUUGCAAUCGAGUAUGUCAAUGGAUCAAGAACAUAGAGAAUGAGAUUUUCUUGUUAGGAGCCAGUCCUUUUUCAUGGUGAUUCUCUCCAUGUUUUUCUUUUCUCGAAUUCCUUAUAAUAAGUUAUUGUUGCCUCAUUUCUGUAGGCUUCCAAUUUUUGUGGUUAUUUAGAAAAUGCCAGUUGUAGUUUAAAGUUUGGCUGUCAAGAUAUGAGUUGUCUCACUCUAGCCGUCAUUUUAUUUUCUCUUGUACAAUUUAUGAAAUUUUGUACCUUUAAUCUGUAUCAAAGGUUUAUAGUGUUCUAUAUAUACCGAUCUUUUUUAA
Messenger RNA from Solanum tuberosum (potato), 2405 nucleotides. Its product is annotated as protein SAND. The record is from RefSeq and is a predicted model, not a curated record. Gene Ontology annotation, biological process: protein targeting to vacuole; vesicle-mediated transport. NCBI's taxonomy places the organism in Eukaryota, Viridiplantae, Streptophyta, Magnoliopsida, Solanales, Solanaceae. The transcript has 14 exons. The coding region runs from base 310 to 2163 and encodes 617 amino acids.